AUGGAUAGAAUUGACAAAAUCACUUCAAGUUUCCACGCCAGUCUCGGUGCCUUCAUUACGAUAUUCGCUUUGGCUAUUGACCCCUUUUCGCAACAAAUAAUCAAAUACUACAACUGUCUUCAGCCAGUUCCGGACACUGCAGCCAAGAUACCGAUCACAAAUAACUUCACUGGGCUUGGUGCGCUUUACGGAGACACGAAUCUCAACAGUGUAAUAGCAGUGGCUACGUACACCGGUCUCUUUGGUCCUCCUGCAAACACAUCUGUCAGCAUUACGGUCGACUGCCCAACGGGGAAUUGUACCUUCCCAAAUGAUUCUGGCGCCGCUUUCUCAUCACUCGACGUUUGCCAUUCCUGUCAGGACAUUUCGGCACUUUUAAUCAACAUCACAGAUCCCGAAGAUCAAAGUUACUACAACGUAACACUGGAGUCUAGCGGAGCAGCACUUCAGAACAGAAACAUCACCGACCUCGUAAGCCUCGUCGGAUCAGAUUAUUAUUCUAACGACACUGUAUCAUUCUACGAUUUUGAUGCUGUGAUCCACCGCAAGAAUGAUUAUCUCGCUAUCAGCUGCUCGCUGUACCCGUGUGUGACCACGUACAGUGCCAAAUUCGUGAACUCUGUGUACACUGAGUCACGCAUUUCAUCUCUCAGGCAUGACCUACACUUUGAGAAUGUCCUUGACAACGACGAACCCUGGUCCCUCGCCGUAAAUCAAACGCUCAGAAACGGCACGUGGAACGACUGUAAUCCAUCCGCUACGCAAACCCCCACCAACUACGUGCCGGUUUCACCCAACAAUAUGACCAUCAGCGCCACUUACUUCAGCGGUGAUCCGGCCAUUGUCUCCAAGGACACCCAGUGGUAUCCCCCCGACUGCGUGUACAUGGUGGGAUACGACGCACUCUUAACCUUCAUGUCGUUCAUCGAAGACAUCUUCAGCAGGCAGACGCUGACCGCAUCUUCUUCGUCCACCGGCGCGAUCUGUUGCCUCCAAGACCUGUGGCACAACGACACCGCGACCAUGGCAACUGUCGACCGCUGGGUCAACGGCCUCGCCACCUCGCUCAGCGGAGCGAUGCGCGUCCACGGUAACACGCCGCCGCCCGCCAACUUCGCCUACGGCACUGUGAUGGGGUCGCAGACAUGCGUGGAUGUGCGCUGGGCUUGGAUCGGCCUGCCCGCUGCACUGUAUGGACUCACGAUCGUGUUUAUUGUCACCACGGCGCUACAUACCCGCGGCGAUGGCCGUGAGUGGACGGCCCGGCAUUGGAAAUCGUCGGCCGUGGCGCUGCUUCUUCAUGGCUUCGAUCCGGAGACGAGACGGGAGCUGGGCGGCGUGAGGGAUCGCGGUGAGAUGAGUGAGGCGGCGGAGCGAGUGAUGGUACAGCUGCGGCAUUCAAGGGAGGGGGACGCAAACUGGUGGUUUGCGAGGGCUAAAGGGUGA
Molecule: messenger RNA, 1446 nt
Organism: Lasiodiplodia theobromae
Lineage: Eukaryota; Fungi; Ascomycota; Dothideomycetes; Botryosphaeriales; Botryosphaeriaceae
Product: Zinc-binding oxidoreductase protein
Exons: 1
Coding region: 1-1446 (481 amino acids)
Source: RefSeq, a predicted model, not a curated record